Messenger RNA from Sesamum indicum (sesame), 849 nucleotides. RefSeq names its product agamous-like MADS-box protein AGL61. Gene Ontology annotation, biological process: regulation of transcription by RNA polymerase II. Gene Ontology annotation, molecular function: DNA-binding transcription factor activity, RNA polymerase II-specific; protein dimerization activity; RNA polymerase II cis-regulatory region sequence-specific DNA binding. Lineage: Eukaryota; Viridiplantae; Streptophyta; Magnoliopsida; Lamiales; Pedaliaceae. The record is from RefSeq and is a predicted model, not a curated record.
UAAGUCAUAUAUGUAUGUAACUUGACGAGCAGCGUAAAUCCAUACGCCAUAAAACUUCCUUCUUCCGUCUGCCAUCAGAGGGAAAAGAGAAACCCUAGUAAUCCCUAAUUCACAAAUCCAUCCUGAAAAAUAAAACAAACGCAAGAGGAAGAAAUCAUGGUGAGGCGAAGGGUGGAAAUCAAGCCGAUCCAGGAUAAAUCAAAACGCCACACCACCUUCACAAAACGGCGUUCCGGCCUGUUCAAGAAAGCCGAAGAGUUGUGUGGCUUGUGCGGCGGCGCGGCGGCUGUCAUCACCUUCUCCAAGGCCGGGAACGUCUUCGGCUUCGGCCACCCCUCCGUCGAGCACGUCGUCAGCCGCUAUCUCGCCGAUCCUAAUUCUACUUUGGUUACGGAAGACGAGGAUAGUCACGUUGAAACAUGUCUGCAUGCUAGCGGUGGCGGGACCGAGAAGAAAGAGGUUAAGGCGCCUCCAUUGACGGAGACGGAAACGAGGAUCGCUGAGGCGCUGGCGAACCACCGGCCGGCGUGGGAUGUGAUGGUGAGAAAUUUAGCUUUGAGUGAACUUCAUGAGUUGGAAGCGUCGGUGAGGGAGAUUAAGAGCACGGUGGAGGCGCGGGCGGCGGAAGCAGAGGCGGAGGCGGCGGGAAUUUGAGUUCGAGUAGAACAGUGGUUGCUUGAUCCGUUGGAGUUGAAGGAAGUCAAGUUGAGUCGGGUUUCUUUCGCCCAACAUACUACAUACUCGUUAGGUUUUAGAUUUUGUUUUUUAAUUUUAAUUUUUUAUUUUCAGGAAAAGACAAGGAAAUAGCAAUAUAUACACAUUUAUGCUCAAAUUAUUUAAUUUUGUUUC